CUAUGGACCAUUCAAACAUCAUCAGAGUCUCACACACCAGCUAUAAUUGACUGCAGCCAAUAAUCCAAGGAAUUACCAACUCUCUCUCUCCUCAUCUCACAAAUCAAAGCUCAUCAGUUUCAAUGGCCAAAGUUCAUCCUUUCCUUCUUCUAGCUAGCGAUGAGGAAGAUUCUGCUUGCAGCUCUUCCUCUACUACUUCUUGCAUGACCGCUUCCAAGACAGAAAGCUAUACUAUAUGGAUGAAAUCCCUUGUCAUGCAAGCAAAUGGAUGCACUGUUUACAAUGAUAAUGGUGAGAUCGUUUAUCGUGUUGAUAACUAUGACAAGAAGGGGAGCAGUGAGGUUUAUCUCAUGGAUCUUAAGGGCAGAGUUCUUUUUACUAUAAGGAAACAAUUGCUUUUCAGACAAUGGAAAGGUUACAAAAGUGAUGAGUUGAAAUCAAGAAAACAAAAGCCUUUCUUUCAAGUUCGACAAAGUUCAAGAAUUCUCAAACGCAAUUUAUCUUGUAAAAUUGCUGUUAGAUCUGGUACUUGGCAAGAUGGUUACUACAAGUUAAAAGCCUCAGCUGGUAAAUCAGCAUUCAAGAUCACAGAUAGCAACGGAGGACUAGUUGCAAAGGCUACAAGAAAGCAAACAUCUACAGGAAUAGUAUUAGGAGAUGAUGUAUUGACCUUGGCGGUGGAGCCUCAUGUCGAUCACUCUUUUAUCAUGGCUCUAGUGACUGUUUACGGGUUGAUGAUUCACAGGCUGUAAAUUUACUGCAGAGAAAGAAAUUCUUUGACUGACUUUAGGUUUGCCAAUUUUCUUAGCUGAUCUGGGAGGAUUUUUGUUCUUUUUCUUUUUCGGGAAUUUAAUCGACUGUUUUAGCAAUAGAUUUGGUUUCUCUCUCUCUUCUUUAACAAUUGUAUACAGAGCUGUAAUUAGACACAAAUUCAAUACAAAUUACAUAAAGCUUCAGUUUUCUUA
Molecule: messenger RNA, 965 nt
Organism: Ricinus communis (castor bean)
Lineage: Eukaryota; Viridiplantae; Streptophyta; Magnoliopsida; Malpighiales; Euphorbiaceae
Product: protein LURP-one-related 11
Exons: 3
Coding region: 123-752 (209 amino acids)
Source: RefSeq, a predicted model, not a curated record